Molecule: messenger RNA, 7150 nt
Organism: Pungitius pungitius (ninespine stickleback)
Lineage: Eukaryota; Metazoa; Chordata; Actinopteri; Perciformes; Gasterosteidae
Gene: gse1b
Product: Gse1 coiled-coil protein b
Exons: 17
Coding region: 442-6753 (2103 amino acids)
Source: RefSeq, a predicted model, not a curated record
GCGACGACGACGCAGCCAAAGUGUUCAGAGCGCAGUCAGGAAAGUUCGCUGGAGAAGCGACCCGCGGUCCCGGGUUCUUCUGUCAUGGGCUGUUUCCUACGGAUCUCCUGUGCAGGCAUGACGACUGCACACUUCAAGUAGCAAGGACUUUCUGUGCUGUUUGGUGGGUGUUUUGAGAGGGAAUCUCGCCAUGUCCUUGAAAGGUAACAGUUAACGGGAACUACCUUCGCUGCACGCUAUCUUUUCAAUGGACUAUCCGGCAUCUUACCAUCCAGCGAGUGACUUUGAUUGUAUGUUUCCAUGACCUGCUGAUAGCCUUAAAUACUGACCAUGAGCAUAACUUAGCUGACAUUGUCAUAUCAAGCCUGAUCGUGGGGGUUUGAACACGAUAAACUCCGCCGGUGUCAACGAACCGGCACCCUGAUCUCAGAAACACCGAUCAUGGCUGCAGCAAUGCCCGGAGAGGAAAGCCCUUUGCCCGGCAAUAUUUCCAGGACAGAUCGGAACGUAUUGGGGGGACUGGUCCACUGUUUCAUAUGUGGAAGCGGAGUAACGCCAGGGAAGGAAUUGAGGUUACAAGUGGCAUACCAAAAAGAGAGGGUUUCUUUUUUCCCCUUUCUGCAAAAUCAAGAGCCAGCCCCGGGUGCGUGUGAGCUGAGCCCGGAGGGACACGCGCUGGUGUGCGCCGUGUGCCACUGCUUCCUCACGGAGCAGUGGAACUCGUUCGAGCGGAGCAGAACGCCCAUUGAGAAGCGCAUGUACUGGCUGAAACGACCGUACCAGUGCGACUCUCGGCGGGUCCCGCAGGAGUGGAACCUCUCUUACGAUCUGGAGAGGAGAAUCAGCGUCGGCAGCCAGAACUACGACGGGGGCGCCGAGUCCGAUUUCUCGUCCUUUUCAGAAAACGAGAACCUAUCGGAGCAGGAGAUGGAUUUGGUCGACAGAGCCGGCGCGAGCAAAGACAAGUGUCCGAAAGCAUCUGGCAAGUCGCCAAGAGACAGCGGCAGGAAGAACAAUGCCGUCAGUGUUAAAAACAGCCCCGAUUCACAGCGGGCGAUGCGCUGCCCGGCGGGUGUCAACGGGGCGCAGGGAUCUCCCAAAGCGGAGAGUGUUCUGCUGGCGAGGCGCGGUGCCAAAAUGACGAAUAGCGUCUGUCAAUCAUCGGAAGUUCUGUCAAAGUCCCAGGAACGAUUCGCCACGCGGUGCUAUGACAGUCCUUUCUCUGACACACCUGUCCGAGACAACGGGGUCAUUAUGCGCAACAGGAGGCGGCUGGAGGAGGGGAAUCCCAGACACGCAGAGCCGCGUCACGUUCAGCGCGUUGCCGACAGCAGCUGUGCUUCGUUCCGACAUCCAUCGCUGCCGUACCGGGGAAGGGGCGAGGAGAACCCCGACACGGAUCUGUCAUCUGUUGCCAACGCCGCUGUCACCGCUAAAUGUCACAUGGCUGCUCCCAGGGGAAAUAACUCUGGCAGCUCUGGUGAAGAUGAGAUUAACAUUACAUCGGAUGAUGACACAGACAUGUAUGAGAGCAAAACGGGCCCGACAACACAGUUUCGACCCCUCAGAGACGUAUCAGAAAGAAAGGCACACUCAACUGUGGACACCUGUUCAGAGGAGUGUCUUUGCUAUAUCUGUGGCGCCGGUCUCAGACAUGAUGGCCGUUUUAAAGUCAGUGUUCAGAAACAGGAGAAGGCACAAGGCGAACCCUUCUUUCCGUUCCUGUGGCUUCACUCCCCUCCUCGGGGCGCAAUACCUAUCAGUCCAGCGGGUACAACCCUGGUAUGUGGCAGCUGCCACACCUCCCUCAUGCAGCAGUGGCAGGGCUUCCAGCUGGCCGAUGUGCCUGUCCUCCAGCGCUUGUAUGUGGUGCCGCUCAACCAGCCCACAGGCUCUAUCCAUCCCUCUCAGCUUACUCCAACAGAGUCCACCGAGUGCUUGGCUGAACCCAGGGCUUCCCAUGAGGCCUGUUUUCUCUGUGGUCAGGAGUGUGGAGGAGAUAUGAGAGUUGCAUAUGCACAGGCUGGCGUUGGUAAAUCUCGCGGUGCGAUGUAUUUCCCUUUUAUCAACAUGUUACCGUGCCCUCCUAAUGCCCAAGGCGUGAGGAAUGGCCGUGUACACUGCUGCCCGCAGUGCCAUUUCAUCCUGGAGCAGAUCUGGGGUGCGUAUCGACUCAGCCUCAGUGAAGACCUCAUCACCUGCGUCAGCUCCUUCCUGGUCAGGUACCACGCUGCCAUGGCCCCUGAGGGGUCCGGAACAGCCCAUUCCCGGACGGUUGUGGCCACUCGCCCCGGCGGCUCCAUGUCCGCGUGUUACCUGUGUGGAGCUGAGCUAUGUGCUGGCGGAGAGUUCCAGCUGCACGUCAACCCGCCUGGGCGUUGUGGAGAGAGGGAGCCUUUCUUUCCCUUUCUCACCGUCCACCCUCCUGCUCCCCGGGCCAAGCCAGUAGACUCCACAGGCCUGGUGUCAUCCUGUAAUCUCUGCUACCAUGACCUACACACCCAGUGGGCCCAACAUGAGGGUCUGGGUCCCUCCACCCCAUCCAGCACUAGUUUAUCCAGUGCCAACCCUCAGCCACCCAGCUCCCCUUGGGCCCGCCAGUACAGCUGUGAGGCUUUUGUGUGUUUCUUCUGCAGGAAGGAGCAGCGCAGGCAAGGUAGGCUGUGCGCUGUGACGGUGGCCAGGCUUCCUGUGUUCCUGUAUGCACCUCGCAGCACACGCACGCUCCUAGUGGAUGAUGGGAGGAGAUUGGUGAUUGGCUCGUGUUUGGAAUGUAAGGCCAUGGUGCAGGUUGGACAGAGCAUGCAGCAGGACAAGGAGAGGCUCGGACAAGGGGCCUCAGACGAGGAGAGGAAAGAUCCAGCAUCCGCCCCGCCGCAGAGUAGACACAGGGCAUGUUCUGUGAUUGAGAGUGUGGACGGAGCCAGUAAGGAGGUGGACUCGAGGCCUCCGCAGCCUGCUGGGGACCACGCUCUUUCUCACCCGGUGACCUCGGAGCCAGAGAAAGAUGACAGAGCUGACCGGCCUCUUUCCAGCAUGAGCCAUGAGCCAAAGUCACCAUCGUUAGGAAUGAUCUCCACAGCGACCCGUACCACGGCGACGGUCAGCCCCCUCACCCCGUCGCCUCUCAACGGCUCCCUCGUAGCCAAUGGAAGCCCCGCUAACCAGUCUGCUCACUCCGGAUUCGCCGCAGCCCUCCGUAAGCUGGCAAAACAGGCCGAAGAACCUCGAGCUGCGUCCUCCAUCAGCAGCGAGUCCUCGCCGGUGUCCUCCCCGGCCACCAACCACAGCUCUCCCGUCAGCACACCUAAGAGGGGUCCCCUCGGCCCAGGGCCCGUCCUGGUUCCCCCAGCGGGACACAGCGUGCCAAACACCCCGCCCGUAGUCACCAUUGCUCCGACAAAGACGAGCAACGGGCUCUGGAGGAGCGAGGGACGGCAGGCUGACUCGGGGCCUCGUGGGGCCAGCAGGGAACGUCUGGGUGGGGAGGGGAACCUCCCACAGGAAAAGGGUGGCCCCUCGGUCCCUGCCCACCUCCUGGGAAACCCCUAUGCCUUUGGUCUCACCCCCGGUGCUGUCAUGCAGGAUUCACGGUUCCAGCCUCUCAAUCUGCCCAGACAGUUGCCCCCUGGUCAUGUACCUGAAGAGUACCUGCGUGGCUUCCGGCCCUACGCCACGACUGAGGAUGCCCUCCGCAUGCCCUCCCUGCCUUUGGGCCUGGACCCGGCCACUGCAGCUGCCGCAGCUGCUUACUACCACCCCAGCUACUUGCCUCACCCUUCCUUCACGCCGUACAGGAUGGAUGACCCUUUCUGCCUCUCCGCCUUGAGGUCACCUUUCUAUCAGCUGCCAGGAGGGGGCGCUUUACCUCCCAUCCACCCCUCUGCUGUUCACAUGCACCUGCAAGGGGUCCGCUACCCCGGGGACUUCACGCACCCCUCACUGUCAGCACUGCAGUCAGAGAGGCUCCAGCUGGAGGAUGAGCUGCGACAGAGAGAGAGGGAGCGGGAACGAGAACGUGAGCGCGACAAGGAGAGGGAGCGGGAGGCUGAGCGGGAGAAGGAGCGGGAGAGAGAACGAGAGCGGGAGAGAGAGAGGGAGAAGGAGCUGGAGAGGGAGAGGGAGAGGGAGCGGGAGAGAGAGAGGGAGAGAGAACGGGAGAGGGAGAGAGAAAGGGAGAAGGAGCUGGAGAGGCAGAAGGAGAGGGCACUGAGGGAGAAGGAGCUGCAGGCAUCCAAGGCUAUGGAGAGCCACUAUUUGGCUGAGCUCCAUUCCAUGAGGGGGCAGGAGGACAGAAGCAAGCCUGAGAGACUCCCCCCUAAUCGGGCAGGGAAAACCAAAGAUCCUGCACCUCCAACUCCUAAACCAGUGCCGCCAGGACUCCACUCUUCAAUGGUGCAAUCCCAUCACCCCAUCCCUGGUCUGAUACCGGGCCACAGCCUCUACAUGGGAUCCAGCGCAGUCGUGGCGGGGCUCUCGGCCUCGAUGAUCGCUCAGCGGACCAACGAGGAGGAGCGGUGGUUGGCGCGGCAACGUAAGCUGCGGCAAGAAAAAGAGGACCGUCAGUACCAGGUGUCUGAAUUCCGCCAGCAGGUUCUGGAGCAGCACCUGGACCUGGGCCGGCCGGGGGACGCGCCAGAUCACAGGACAGACCCACACAGAUCUGUACCAAACCACCACGAACCAGGAAGCCGGGACCUCCACUCUCACUUAGGUGCCCCUCCACCCCUAAUCUCGCCCAAACCUCCUCUGCCACUUCGCGAACACCACCCUCCCACCACCCUCUGGAACCCCGCAUCUCUUAUAGAAACCCCUUCAGAGUCCAGACGUAACCACGAGCCCUCAGGGAUGGGACACUACGAGCUCAGUCGACUGCCCCCAGGGCUCUCCAAAUACGAGGAUGGAGCACGAAGGAGAGAAGGGGGACCAAUGGAGAAGUAUCCCCCGAUGAGAGGUCCUCCGGGCCUGCCAGAACCCAGCACAUUCCUUGCUGAUCUGGAAAAAUCCACCCAGUCCUUCUUCAGCCAGCAGAGGGCAACACUGUCCCUGUCCAGCCAGUAUGAACUGGAGGGAGCCAUGAAAAGCAAUGCUGGACUCAAGAACCUCCAGGGACACGCGGGGCAUAGCAGACAUGGACAAGGGCUGGGAAUGGCCCCCGGGCCCGGGAUGGGACAGGUAGCCACCGCAGGGAUGGGUCAAGACGCAAUGCUGAUCUACGACGAAUUCCUUCAGCUGCACAGAAGGCCUGUCAGCAAGCUGGACCUGGAGGAGAAGAGGAGGAGGGAGGCCAGGGAGAAAGGUUACUACUACGAGCUGGAUGACUCAUAUGAUGAGAGCGACGAGGAGGAGGUAAGAGCCCACCUCAGGAGAGUAGCGGAGCAGCCCCCACUCAAACUGGAUGACUCCACAGAGAAAGUGGACUUCCUGGGAGCGUUUGGCUUGACCACGGUGGGCCGGCGGGACGAGCUGGUGCAGCAGAAGAGAAGGAAGAGGAGGAGGCGGCUCAGGGAGCGCAGCCCGUCUCCACCUUUCUCGCAGCUGAAGCGCACCCCCCCUCCUCCGCCCCAACUCAGCACGCGCUUCACCCCGGAGGAGAUGGACCGCGCACCCGAGCUGGAGGAUAAGAAGCGCUUCCUCAACACGUUCAAACUGUCCCAUGUCACCAUACAUGAGAGGAGAGAUAAUGAAAAGGUGGUCGAGCUGCUUCAGGCCAUUAAAGAGAAGAGCGUAACCUUGGACACCGUCAGGCAUGCCCCUCAUCCGCUGUGUAAGAGUCCUCCAGCACAGAUUUCUGAUUCUGCGUUUGUCCAGCCCUCCUCUGACUCAGAAGGCCGUCACGGUGUCAGACCCGCUAGCCCCCCCUCACAUUGCCCAGCGUCCCCCAAUGGUCACCUCAAACCCCUCGGGGAGACAUUAAGACCAAAGGAACCUCCUUCUCCAGCUGUCUACCCAGACAAGGCCCGGGGGCCUAGUGAGGGGCCGGCCUCCAAGAGGAGCUCCAGCCUACUGAACAGCUUGCGGCCCCCACACCCCCUGCAGGCUAAAGAGGGCCCCCACAGCAUCAAUGGACGCACCAAACCCUGGGACAGCUUCACCCCGGAGGAAUUCGCUCAGCAGUUCCACGAAUCCGUGCUUCAGUCCACUCAGAAGGCUCUGCAGAAACAUAAAGGUGGAGCCACAGGGAUGUCGGAGACGUCCCACCUCCAGGAGUCCUCUGUCCACUACAACAUUCCAGAGCUUCAGGGCGCGCCGGGUCGGCCGCCGCAACCGCAUCCGCAAUCCCACGCGAAUGCACAUUCAUUUAGCCACCCGCUCUCACUUGCCCACCCUCAGCCCAACGGGCAGCACUUCUCUGUGGCCCUGCACCGGGAGGCCUCAGGGAUGAGGGAGGACCUGUCUGGUCCGGAUGACUCUGAGGAGGAAGAGGAUGAGGAAGAAGAGCAGGCUCCUGCUUCCAAGUGGCAGGGGAUUGAAUCUAUAUUUGAAGCUUAUCAGGAAUACGUUGAAGAGCAAACUUUGGAACGGCAAGUUCUGCAGAGCCAGUGUCAAAGACUAGAAGCUCAGAACUACAACCUCAGUCUGAGUGCUGAGCAGCUGUCUCACAGCAUGAGGGAGCUGAUGUCCCAGAGACAGAAGCUGGCGGUGGAGCGGGAGAAGCUACAAGCAGAGCUGGAGCACUUCAGGAAGUGUUUGACGCUGCCUCAGACACACUGGCCGAGAGGCGGCCAUUACAAGGGCUACCCCCCCAGGUGACCCCAACACGCCGAGCCGAUGGCCCCUGGGGCUACUCCACUUUCAGACUGACACCCAGAGUUUAUUUUUCAUGGCCGGGUCCAGACGUCCCCACGGAGGAGAAAUACGGCUGGCUAGAUUGGACGAAUGGAUGGAUGAAUGGAUGGAUGCAUGCAUGGAUGGGUGGAUGGAUGAAUGCAGAGGAGACAGGACCAUACGUUGAAGGAACGACAGUCUUUGGAGUGUGGCCACUGAGCCACGAGCCACUACCGCGUGCUAAUGUAGCCAACCCAGAGAGCACGGGACAGGAGUAGCCUUCAGCCCCCGCCGCUCGCUCCUUCAGCUCCUUGCAUCCCUCACCGCCACAGCCACAGAGACAAUCCUGCCAACGAGGGGGAGCAGCUACCCCCCCACCCCC